This is a messenger RNA of Papaver somniferum (opium poppy), 756 nucleotides long. Its product is annotated as bifunctional protein FolD 4, chloroplastic-like. Gene Ontology annotation, molecular function: methenyltetrahydrofolate cyclohydrolase activity; methylenetetrahydrofolate dehydrogenase (NADP+) activity. Lineage: Eukaryota; Viridiplantae; Streptophyta; Magnoliopsida; Ranunculales; Papaveraceae. Gene Ontology annotation, biological process: tetrahydrofolate interconversion. Gene Ontology annotation, cellular component: cytosol. Bases 1 to 756 code for a protein of 251 amino acids. The transcript is spliced from 2 exons. The record is from RefSeq and is a predicted model, not a curated record.
AUGGCGUCAACAAUAUUAUCAAGCUGUUCUUCGUCAACAGCAACAGCUCGUCUUUCCAACUUCGAUAUCGAUACAAUCCGAAGAAGUGGUUCAGUUCAUCUAACACAACCACCAUCUUUUAUUUCUUUCAAACCUCGAAAUCCUCCGGGCUUUGGUGCCUCAAUAAGUAUGCAGCGUCGAAGUUCUAAUUCUAGUAUUACUGCUGUGGCGAUGCUAAUGAGUACUAGAUUUCCUAAAGUGAGACUUAACGGAAAGGCGGUCGCGAAGGAAAUCGGAGAUGAAAUCACGGAUAAAGUAAUGAGGAUGAGGGAUGCAAUUGGUGUCACACCAAUAUGUGACAUUCGUAUAAAGGAGAAUUCAGUAGUUGUAAUUGGUAAUGGUACUGAUACUGAUAUUGUUGCACCUCCUGUCGCAUAUUUACUACAGAGGCAUGGUGCCAAGGUCACUGUUGUGCACCGUGGAACAGAAAACCUCGCGGAGAUCGUUAGUCAAGCAGAUAUCCUUAUCUCUGCUACAGAAAGAGCAUAUCUAGUGAAGGGUCGCUGGAUUAAGCCAGGAACAAUUGUCAUUGACACCGGCAGUAAUAGAAUCAGGAAGAAUCCAGGCUAUCGAUUUGUUGGGGACGUUUGCUAUGAAGAGAAUUAUGAGUGGGCUUCAGUUAUAACUCCAGCACCAGGAGGAGUGGAAUCCAUGACAACUGCAAUGCUUCUAUCAAACACGCUUCGCGUAGUUAAGAGGGCUCUUAAGUUUGAAUGA